AUGAAGUUUUCGCACAGCAUUCAGUUCAAUGCUGUCCCCGAUUGGAGCAACCACUAUGUCGGCUACAGCAACUUGAAGAAGCUCAUUUUCAACCUCGAAAAGACCCUGCAUCAAACCGGAACCGGCGACGCCGAGUCGAGACCGCUCCUCCAAAAUGAAGAUCCCGAAUCCGUCUUCGCUCGAGCUCUCGAUGUAGAAUUAGAAAAGAUCACGUCCUUCUACCAGAUCAAAGAGAAGGAAAUCUUGGAUGAGGUCGAGACACUUCUGCGCGACAUUGGUUCUUACGAGGAGAACGGGGAGAACGGCUUCGACGCGGCGCCUAAACCCCCCUCCGGACCCAGCGCCGACCAUGUCAGACAAGUCGCCAGUGGUAGGGGCGCCCGCAGCGCCAGCGCCAGGUCCACUGAGGACGGUGUUGAAGACAGCGACAGCGGCGACGACGACGACGAGACCUCGGCCUUGACCAAGAAGCCGCGGUCGGCAUCGCGGCGCAAGACGGUGCCCAACGUCAUGCUCGCCUCUACCGACAUGUCGGCAUCCACUGAAUUUCCACGAUCGGCGCGGCGGGCCAGUCUGGCUGCCUACGAUGAUUAUGCCGAGAUCGGUUCCAAGUUUUCGUCGGGCAUUAUGAUCAAGAAGCGCAUCAUCGCCUUGUACGUCCAGCUCUGUGAGCUCAAGUCGUACGUACAACUCAACCAGACCGGCUUCCGCAAGGUCCUGAAGAAGUUCGACAAGAUCAUCGACAGGAAUCUCCGUCCUAAAUACAUGUCCAACGUUGUUGAGCCCGCUUACCCCUUCACGCGGGACACGCUAGAACGGCUCGACGAGAACAUCGGCGAGGUGGAGAGCGCCUAUGCCGCAAUUGUCACUGAGGGAGAUCUUGAACUUGCCAAGAAGGACCUUCGUUCUCACCUCAGAGAACACGUUGUCUGGGAGCGCAACACGGUCUGGCGUGACCUGAUUGGUAUCGAGCGGCGCGCUGAGGCUGCCAGCCUCGGUCGAGGUCUGCUCGGUGCCCAGAACGAUGGAAUGAAAACACGACUGCAAGGAGAUGACCUCCCAGUUCCUCCUACCAAGGAGAUCGAGACACCCCUAGGACGUUUGACCUGUCCGACAUGGGUCUUUGGAGGACCUAUGAUUAAGCUGCUCGUCAUCAUCGCUAUUUUCAUAGUCUUACUUGUUGUGCCUAUCAUGACACUACCAGAACAGCAAAACUGUUUGGCCAUGUUGGUUUUUGUCAGCUUACUAUGGGCAACUGAGGCUAUACCCCUUUUCGUCACAUCUCUGAUCAUCCCGUUCCUAUGCGUCGUCCUGAAUGUCGUUCGGGCCGACGAAGCUCCUAACCAAAGACUGGACUCGAAAGCUGCUGCCGCCUACAUCUUUUCUGCUAUGUGGACUCCCGUCAUCAUGCUGCUGCUUGGUGGCUUCACGGUUGCCGGUGCUCUCUCCAAAGCCAAGAUCGACAAGCGCAUCGCCACUUUUGUUCUUAGCAAGGCCGGCACGAAGCCGAGAACUGUCCUUGUAGCCAACAUGUUCGUAGCUGCUUUUGCUAGCAUGCUUGUCAGUAACGUUGCGGCACCAGUACUGUGCUUCUCUAUCAUCGAGCCCAUGCUGAGAAACCUGCCUUCUGAUUCCAACAUGUCAAAGGCUGUUAUUAUGGGCAUUGCGUUGGCCUCCAAUGUCGGUGGAAUGCUGUCCCCUAUCGCCUCACCACAAAACGUUGUCGCAUUUGGCUUCAUGGAACCGGCACCUACCUGGGGACAGUGGUUCUUCGUUGCCAUCCCGGUUGGGAUCCUCUCCAUCCUCUGCAUCUGGGUCCUGCUUCUCGUGACGUUCAAGCCCGGCAGGGGCACGACUAUCGUGCCGAUCCGAACGAUGAAGGAAGAUUUCACGAUUGGGCAGUGGUUCGUCUCGAUUGUCUGCUUGGCAACCAUUGGUCUGUGGUGCGCGAGCCAUCAACUCGAGUUUGCCUUUGGUGACAUGGGUGUCAUUGCAAUCAUUCCGAUCGUCAUCUUCUUCGGGAUUGGCAUCCUGACCAAGGAAGACUUCAACAACUUUCCGUGGACCAUCAUCAUUCUGGCUGCCGGUGGCUUGUCCCUCGGUAAGGCCGUCAAGUCUUCUGGCCUGCUGCACACGGUGGCCGAGGGCAUCUCGUCGGAGGUGAACGGCAUGAGCUUGUAUGGAGUCCUGCUCAUUUUCAGCGUGCUGACUGGCAUCGUUGCUACGUUUAUCAGCCACACGGUUGCUGCCCUAAUUAUCCUGCCGCUGGUCGCGUCUAUUGGCAAGGAUAUGGAGGAGCCGCAUCCGAACUUGCUGGUCAUGAGCGCUGCUCUCAUGUGCUCGGCUGCAAUGGCCCUGCCUACCUCUGGCUUCCCAAACAUGACUGCCAUCAUGAAGGAGGAUGCUACUGGCCAGCGAUACCUGACGGUCAAACACUUCAUCACCCGUGGUUUCCCAAGCACUGUCAUCACUCUGGUUAUCGUGGUGACCGUUGGCUAUGGUGCCAUGAGGGUAAUUGGCCUGUAA
Messenger RNA from Truncatella angustata, 2526 nucleotides. RefSeq names its product SPX domain-containing protein. Gene Ontology annotation, biological process: phosphate ion transport; monoatomic anion transmembrane transport; polyphosphate metabolic process. Lineage: Eukaryota; Fungi; Ascomycota; Sordariomycetes; Amphisphaeriales; Sporocadaceae. The coding region runs from base 1 to 2526 and encodes 841 amino acids. The transcript has 5 exons. The record is from RefSeq and is a predicted model, not a curated record. Gene Ontology annotation, cellular component: membrane. Gene Ontology annotation, molecular function: phosphate transmembrane transporter activity.